CAGCCAGCCGUGACUUGACUAAUCCCACUACAAGUGCACACUGAUAUCCGAGGACGGUCUCCGAUGUUGAUUCACUUCUCCCUUUGGCGAUAUUGAAACUGGUAUCACGGUCCUCUGCGCUGGCCACAGAACAAAGACAACCAGUCUUGGCUGUACUUUAAUUCAUUAAGAUGGCGUGCUCGUAUUCCUUGAGGCCUUUGCGCUCCAUACCCGAUCUGAUCCCUGCUUGCAUCAAGAUCUUAAAGGAUGAAUGGCCGCAAUGCAAGGCGGAACUUCUACCGAAGCUGGUCAAGCAAGAACUCACCACUGCGCCAUGUUCGUAUGGAUUGGUCGAGCACCCAGACGACGCACGUGAUAAGGCAAGCCUAGUGGGUCAUGUCCGCUUCAUCCCCGUCAUCAACAGGGAGCGGGCGCUGUACGCAGAGAGCUUGUGUGUGGAUAGGGCGCAAAGGGGGCGUGGCCUGGGUGGGAAAGCGAUUGCGUUAAGGGAGGAGUUGCUUGCAGAGAUGGGAUACGCGGAGUUACACUUGUGUACUUCUCUCCAUCGCAAAGAUUACUACCUUAGCCGGUCUUAUUCCAUCUGUGAUGAGGCGCCGCACACUUUGGGAGCCAACCUGCUUCACACCUAUCGUGCUUUGGGAACCGUCAGUUGGCAUGGCAACGUCCUGUAUCCAGGGUGGGAGUCAGAGUACGAGGGCGGCGCCAUAGCAACACAGAAAGAAGUAGCAGACGGGGAUACUGGUGUGUGGUUUGUAAAGAAGCUAAGUGGCUAAAAGUCUGCAUUAUAUUAGCUCGACAGGAACUUGGGGUAGGGAACCAGACAUGAAACUGCCUUGGCCUAUGAAGGCCUAUUCGGUGGGUAACUGUCAACUGAUUCCAUAGGAUCAAUUUCUUUUGAUUCCUUUUUGUCGUUUGAAGCAAAACAAUAUUUGCUCAUAAUCUUCAGUAGAAUGCAAAAUAACUAAUCGUUUAAGCUCAACGGAUAGGCCUACUACACAUUUUUUUUAGAAAACAAAAUUAUUCUGGUCUUGUAAGUGGAUUUCGUCGCUAUAGCGCUUCUGAACUCUUGCAUACGAACUCUUGUAAAAUCCAUAAAUCAGCACCCAUGACAUGAUUUUUUUUUCCAUUCUGCUGACUGAUUGUUGAACAUGACGUCGAGGUGCCAUACCAGUGGAUAGAUAAUCCUCGCAGUACAUGUACAUGUGGUUACUUCACGAAAACCGUCAACUUUUAAGAACUGGUGCCCAUAGGUACGCUUGGUAAAAACCAUCUUUAAUUA
This is a messenger RNA of Patiria miniata (bat star), 1279 nucleotides long. Its product is annotated as N-alpha-acetyltransferase 80-like. The transcript has 2 exons. Gene Ontology annotation, biological process: protein acetylation. Gene Ontology annotation, cellular component: cytoplasm. The record is from RefSeq and is a predicted model, not a curated record. Gene Ontology annotation, molecular function: acetyl-CoA binding; N-acetyltransferase activity. NCBI's taxonomy places the organism in Eukaryota, Metazoa, Echinodermata, Asteroidea, Valvatida, Asterinidae. Bases 171 to 773 code for a protein of 200 amino acids.